Molecule: messenger RNA, 1751 nt
Organism: Cadophora gregata
Lineage: Eukaryota; Fungi; Ascomycota; Leotiomycetes; Helotiales; Ploettnerulaceae
Exons: 2
Coding region: 319-1593 (424 amino acids)
Source: RefSeq, a predicted model, not a curated record
AAGGCUACCUGAAUAGAUACGCCUGGUAUGAUAUUGUUAUAUUGGCAUCCACUUCGAAGUUUUGAUACCGUAUCUUUUCUAUUCCUGUCAUUUGCCUCCAGAAUUUGGCUAGUCGGCACAAGGUAGGUACUUGAAGGCUCAAGGAGGGUCCAAAUUUUGGCUUGAUGUGUCUCACAAACGCGUUGAAUAACGCCAUGUCCGGCUUUCAGCCGUUCAGGAAUCAUUCAUUAUGAAACCAGUUCUUAUACUCCAGCGCGAACAGAAACGUCUACAACACUAAAAAUCAUCAAAGCAGACUGACUUUAGGAACUAUCUGAAAUGUCACCAUCCAAAUACAAGGCUAAGCAACAUAACCCAAUACACGGUUGGCUCGACAAAAUAUUUGGAGGAGAUUGGAUGGACCAAGACAAAGCAGAAGUCAGAAAAUGGGCAAAGUUGCAAGAUAAGGCCAAAAGAGAGAACCAGGACAUUGCAUUUGGACGUGGAGCUAUACACUUUUUACCUCUAUCGAAGUAUGAUCCCCACGGCAUGCUCGUAGCGCCUGGUCCACGGCUUCAACGGGCAUCGCUAGCACAACCAAAGGCUGGAUCGGCGGUGGCCAUACAGUCUAGUCAAAUAUCUGGCCACGGUUCAAGAGCAGAUUAUAGACAGUCUCAUGCUGUAGCCCAAGCACAGUCUCGGCAGCUACAGAACCCUGGCACACAAUCUGACCUCGCAGCAAGUCAUCCACAAACCUGUAUUGGAAGUAGUGGCCUGUCACACACUCAAAAUAAUCCUCUGGAAAUUGUCACUAUGCCAGCAUCGCCGAAUCGGCAAUCUUCCUUCCAUCCACCACAACCCUACCAGAGCAGAGUCUCUGCCUCGAAUUUUCUACACCCCAACCGUGGUAACGGUGUACUAGAACCCAUCCAAGGUAUGAACAGACCACUGUCAAGAUCACAUAUGCACUCUACUCAUUCUCUUCCAGACGUUUCGGGAACAUAUGUCUCUCCACCUAGCCAGAUCCAUUCAUCCAGCCAGCAAUCAUCUUUGCAUCUUCAUGCAAGCUCCCAAGCAUUCAACAGAGAAAACAGUCGCCAGUCAACUCGAUCCAGGUAUUACAACUAUGCUCCACCGUCGAUACCACCUUUGAAUGAAUCUAAUUCGGCACCGGCUACUUCGAGAAAUCACAAGUGGGAACAGCAAUCGAGGGAGUCGUCCAAUUUGAGAUCGCAGACACGCUCAUCGGGCUCAUCUGAGGCUUCGAACGAGCCGUCCGUGUACAGUAGGAGCCUUGCAAAAGCCCGAAAGAAAAAUAUGCAAAUAACCCACCUCGAGGGAAUGGUGCCAAAAGCUCCAUCGGAAUUGAGAGCCGAGGAAAGAAACAAUGCACCCCCAAUAGCGCCAUCUGUAUGGAGUAUGAGUAUUGCAACCUCGAAGGCUCAGGUAGGUAAUAUGCAAAGAACCUAUCUUGAAGGGUUGGUUCCAAAGACACCAUCGGAACUAGGAGCGGAAUUCAGCGAUGAAGAGAGGCGUGAGCAGGAACUGGCGAAGUCAAGUCGCAGAAAUCGUCAGAAUGGUGUCAAGAAUGGUCAGAAUAAGGGUGGUUCAUAGUCCACGCAUCUAUGACACGUACGAUAUGUCUUUUGGGUGAGGCGCCUAGAUGUAACGUACUUUACUCAGUCAAUGCGAGAACUACCUGGCUUUGGUCUCAAGGUGACUUCCCAAUGAGGUCGCGAGUGCUACGUCAGUAUAAAUUCAUAUUCGUGCCA